Hibiscus syriacus is the source of this 1038-nucleotide messenger RNA. Its product is annotated as pirin-like protein. Bases 55 to 963 code for a protein of 302 amino acids. NCBI's taxonomy places the organism in Eukaryota, Viridiplantae, Streptophyta, Magnoliopsida, Malvales, Malvaceae. The record is from RefSeq and is a predicted model, not a curated record. The transcript is spliced from 6 exons.
AAAUCUCAUUAAAAAAAAGAACAUUGAACUGAAAACAAACAAACCUACGAAAGAAUGCCUGAGAAAGACAAUUGUGGUGUCGGCAUAAAUGAGCCAAGAUUGGUGGUGAGGAAGUUCCUGGCAAGGCCGCAGCAUGAAGGAGUUGGAGCUGUCGUAAGAAGAAGCAUCGGCCGUUUCGAGAUAAGAUACUUUGAUCCUUUCCUUGUUUUGGAUGAAUUCUCAGUCACGGCACCUGCUGGAUUUCCAGAUCAUCCACACAGAGGAUUUGAGACAGUCACCUAUAUGCUACAGGGGUCAGUUACACAUGAAGACUUUGAGGGGCAUAAGGGGACCAUUGGAGCUGGUGAUGUUCAAUGGAUGACUGCUGGAAGAGGCAUUGUCCACUCAGAGAUGCCUGCACCACAAGGAACCCAAAAGGGUCUCCAACUUUGGGUCAAUCUCUCCUCCAAAUAUAAAAUGAUUGAACCAAGGUAUCAAGAAAUGUCAAGUAAGGAUAUUGUUGAAACCGCAAAAGAUGGAAUCAAAGUUAGGGUUAUAGCCGGUGAAGCCAUGGGAAUAAAGUCACCAAUCUAUACAAGAACCCCAACAAUGUACUUAGAUUUCACUUUGGAUCCCGGGAGUCACCUCCGACAAUCGAUACCGAAAUCGUGGAAUGCCUUUGUUUAUGUGUUGGAAGGAGAAGGUAUCUUCGGGCGGUCGAAAUCAUCACCGGUGAAUGCUCACCAUUUGCUUCUUUUGGGAGUCGGGGAUGGCUUAGAGGCAUGGAACAAGUCAUCUAAAUUGUUAAGGUUCGUUUUAAUUGGAGGUGAACCACUGGGUGAACCAUUGGUGCAAUUUGGACCGUUUGUGAUGAACACUCAAGAAGAGAUUGAUCAAACAAUUGAUGAUUUCGAAAAUUACACCAACGGAUUUGAGAAAGCAAGGCAUUGGAGAUCUGAAUUAGGUCUUAAUCUAGACUUUUGAUUCCUUAUUUUGUUUUAAGAAUUUAUCAAUUUAAUUUUAUCAAUAAAAUAUAGAAAAAUGAUAAAAUAAUAUGUA